AAGAAGCAUCACAGAUUAUUGAUUUGCAUAUUCACAAUUUUCAAUUCAAGUACGCAGCAGUGAAAUUUUUAAUCCUCCAGGAAAAUGUAGAAAAUUUGGUCACUUUCGUGUUGCACAUCAAAGAAAUAACCUUAGAAGCGGAUAUGGGAAACCGGCCACUCUAAUCAAAACAAACAAAAAUUGGGUAUUGCAAACAAUUAAUUAAUAAAAAAAAUCUUGAAAAAGUGAAAGAUUUAUCUACUGUAAAUCGUGCACAUAAAAUUCGUAACGAAAAACAUGGAUUUCCCACAACAAAUGGAAGAUCAUGAAAUGGUACAAUAAUUGGCACAAAUUGGAUAACAGUUUUCCUAAACUCGAAAUAUUAAAAAAAAUCCUCUCCAAAUCCUUGCAUAUAAAGUGGAUAUACCUACAAAAUAUUCAAACGUGUAUACAUUAUUCAUAUAUGUACAUACCUAUUUUUAACUACGUAUAGAAAUAUUAGUGGAGCGUCCUCCAUCAUCUUUCGAUGUCAUAAUGGAAUCGCCAUUGUGUACUGUCAACACUUUCGAUCGAAAGGGACAAGCUAACAAAAUAGGCAACAAGUUUGAAGCCACUUCGACGUUGGACAAAAUGAAUUCAAGUAUGAAUAGCACAUUGGAGGACACGACGCCAAGUGAUUCUGGAGUGCAGAUGAUGGAUUCUGAGUCCAGUGAAUUUAUGGUUGAAUCAAUCACUUCACAGACAGGUUUCGAAUUCGAAGAAUUAAAAACAUAUAAUGCACAAGAGCGGUCUGGUAGUAAUGAACAGGUUGCUGUUGUGGCAGCGCCGCCACCUCCGAUCGAAGAGCGUCAUUUCGUUAGUGCAGCAUUCGAAGAGAUUUUAGCUGGCGUGGACACUAAUUCGAAUGUAACCAUCAUAAAUACGACAAACGAUAACACCACAACUAACAUCCCCGUCGAAGAUGCAAUGACCACAAGCACCUGCUCUACAUUCGAUACCACAGAAAAUAUUGUAUAUCGACGUAAGGCGCGCAAAGCAACCGUUACACCUAAGGCGCCCAAAAAGCGCGUUUCCUUCCACGAAGAUAUACUCAAGAAUACUCGCACCGACAACAUACACAUUGAGCAUGGCUUCAUUACCUACAAGUCGGGCCGAAAAGCACUUCAGCAUGUUGGCGUUGCAGGACGGUAUUCAUGGUGCUCAGAAGGUGAUGGUGGCGCUGCCGGCGGCGCAGCAACACAUACAGAGCUGUGUGCGCAUGCACACGAAGAUGAAGCGGAACAAAAUAGUCGCGAACAAAGGCGGCGAUGUGUGGUGUAUCGCAAUGCUUGUUCCGACGUGCUUGACUACGGAAAUUCUGAUGUUUACGAUAUGGAGGAACAAAAAGCAUUGCAAUAUGAUAAUUCAGGUGUCUUUGAAUAUGUACCAAAAGAGCGUAGCGGUGUAGCAGAUGGUGUUGGUGUAGGUAAUGGUGCUGAUGGACAACAGGUGUUGUAUCGGUGCUCAUGCUCUAGUUCGAAUUCCAGCUUAGACUCAGAUGAAAAUGACAAAAACUCAAACAGACAGCAGUAUGGGCAAGCGAAGAGCAAUUCAUGCGAUUGCAUUGGCAUGAGCAAUGCCAACAAUAAUAUAAUUGGCGAUAACUGUUACUUCUCUGAGCCAAAUAUCGACAAUUUAAAUGAGAAUAAUCAGAAAAAGUCUGUGUGGAACAAGGAGAAGAAACCAAAGUCUAGUUGCUUGAAGAAACCUAAGCGAAACACCAGCAUCAUCUACGAGCAGGAUCUGAGCACACGAGUCAAAAAAUUCAACGUACAUGACAUGAAUCAACUAAUCGACAAUAGCAGCAAAAUGAUAAUUGGCUCGUUGAAGAGCAUCUUCACUAUGCCCCUACCUGAACGUGGUGUACCCGAAGGCUCGGAAGAUCUGCAAUCAGUUGUCGAGUGUAUACCAGAGUUGGAGCAACAAACCCCCGAGCACAAAUCGUCCAAACUAGCGGAUGAGCAAUUUUUUUCACCUCCCUCACCACCACUCAAACAAAAACCCUUCUUAAGCAAAAGCCUUGAUGGCUCCAAAAAGUCUCAAGGUGUUAAAAAGUUUGUGCACAAUGUUGACGAGCAAUUGCGUCGUAAAAACGACGAUGAAAUGUAUGCACCUACACGUCAAAGCAGCUCUGAGAAAACCGCAACAACUGACACGCCUAGUAGAGUUCUGCAAAGACAGGAAGAAAUCGACGCAGAUCAACGCACUGAGCUACUGGAUGUUGUUAUGCAAAACCAACUGAGUGCUAAACUUAAUGAUGCCGUCAUAGCUACGCAACAGCUGCAGCCAGCCGCUGAACAACCGCCACAAUUUCGCAAUAAAUUCAUUGUUAAUUGUGAGAGCACCGUUUUCGAGCACACAGGUGUUUCCUAUUGUUAUGACACAAAUGAAAUGCUUGAUCUUGAUUUGGAUACGGCAGGCAAUACGCCUGGUAGUGUCGCUUCGAGUUUGCUAUUGGAAAAUGAUACACCUAUUGCACAACCGGAGCCGGAUCAGUUGCGUAGUGCCUUUAGCGCUGCCCCAAUCGCAAAAACGUUCUCCAACUUCUUUCGCAGUCUCAAUAAAGAUUCAACUACAACACCCAAGGCAAAGAAACCAUCAGCGGCUUCCAAGGCUAUUAACGUUGUAGAAACUCAACAGAGAUCAGGCGUUGAUAUGAAGUUUUCGCCAAAUGCCCACAGCAGCCCUUUUACCGAUACCAGUGAACUUAAGCAAUCAAUCAAGCAUCCAUUACCAAAUACCAUUUCUUCAUCCACAAUAUCCGAGCUAACUAAUACGAGUGCAUCUUCAUUACCGCCGACACAGUCGAAAACGAACAGUAUUUCACUUACUGUUGGUAGUGCAGGCAAUAGCAGCAUUAACAGUCUGGCUAUAGGGCAAGACUUGCGUGGUAACCUCGAAAAGCAGCAGCGUCACUUACCUUCCCCAUUGAAAAAGCGAGCUAGUGGCGGCAACUUGGCCGCACAGCCACAACGUUAUGGCACAAGUCUUGGUAGCGCAAGCAAUACCUCUGCUUGCCCACCCGAACCGUUCUUGCUUAGUCCUGAUCUCUUUAAUGGCGGCAGCACCAUCGGUUUAGCAAAUAUGUCGACGGGUGGCAGUGGUGGUGCGACUGGUGGUUACAUUGGCGUCCGUGGUGGUUGUGGCCGUGAUUCGAAGAGUACUAUACUUAGCGAAGAAUUUGACGAUAUUAUAACCAUUACGACUGAUACGGAUAAAAAUGAAAGCGAUAUUGUUAUUGUGGAUUAUCCCAGUGAGAUUAGUGAAAGGCAAGCAAUGAGUGACUAUGCAAAUCUUUUGAAGCCACCACAGCCAAACAAUGCAAAGACAUCGUUGAUUAAUCGCUUUUUGCGCAAUGUCACACAGAAAAAGAUUCUCGAGUCUUCGAUACGCAAAAAUAAUUUCUUUGCAGGUAAACUGCGUAGUGAGCAGCGACUCUUCUCUGGCAAUUUAUAUGUGCCAGGUGUGAAGCCAAAGAACUAUGAACUCAUUGAUGAUUUGAAUGCCGAAAUAGCAAUGGAGAUUGAAAUGUCGGGCGCUAAUUCGCCGCGACGUGAAUUGGCACAGAUUGACGAUAUGCCAGGUGAUGCGUCGCGUUUUGAGCUUGGCAUUGGUGAAAUAUCUAUUGAUAUUUUUAAUGGCAGCUAUUUGCAUAUACUGCGCGAUCCUACAGAGCAGCUUAUGAAGGUCUUCAAACUGUAUACCGGCUACAGCCGAGAAGGUUACAUGACGCCUGUAUUGGUCUUUCUUACCGAUCGCAAAUUGUACGUUACGGAUUUGGUGCGAAAUCGUUUAUGCUCUAAGUUCGUGCUCUCCUACGCUGAGCUGGAUGUGAUACUUAUGGGUCCCUUCGGCAACACGGUUUUACUCAGCAAUAGCACACGUGACAUGCAACAGGUAUUGCUUGCUGGUGGGCCUUAUCCCGCUGACGGUUUGGUUGCUAAUUUGGAAAUGUGUGCUCGGCGUAGUGGCUCUUCCUUGCCCGCUGUUGGUCAGCUGUCGUUUGCUCACCUCGCGCCCUUGCAAGAAUUCGUACGCGAAAAUUCAUCGGUAGGUGCUAAAGACACUUGGAUGUAUUAUGCGGUGGUAAAUGUGCCAGCUGGCUUUUUGGGUAGCGAACAAGAGCCUUUGGGACCGCAUGUAAAGGGUUUUCUUAUGCAUCGACGUAUCAAAGAGCACCAGUCCAAUUACAGCGGCAGCAAGCACAUUUGGAAUCCCGGUUAUUUCUUGUUGAAAGCUGGUGUGUUGUAUAUGUUCAAUGACUCGACUCAAAAAAUACCCAGUUGGGCUAUGGCGCUUGCCGAAUGCCAGGGUGCGCGUCGCGCAGUCAAAGCAGGACGUCCGCAUUGUUUCGAAAUUAUUUUGAAAGGUCAACUAUUGCAGUUAGCGGCACCUGAUGAAUAUGUGGCCUCCGAGUGGCUGCAAGCGCUACUGCAGACUGCGAGUGGUCUAUUUGAAAUGCAGGAGAAGCAUAAGACACUUGGUUGCACGCUGAUAGUUACACAAAAUCAUUUGAUCACUUUACGUGAAGAUUUUUCAUCGCCACUGAAGCAAAUUAAAGCUGAUACUGAAAAGAGGCCAAAUGCCUUUGCAGAUGUUGGUAAAGACUUUAAUAUUGGUAUUAAUGAUGAAUGCAGUCUAACAGCAGGCGAUACAGGAAGUUUGCUAAGUUCCGCAAUGAGCACACCAACGCGUUUUGCACAACGCUCCUGUUCAUCUAUGAAUUCUACACCCACUAAACUCUCACAGCUCUCGCAAUCCACAACCACAGGUGGUGGCAAUACCACACAUUCAACUUCUACCAAUGCCACCACCACGAACGCAACCUCAAUGGGCACCACUACCAACAUCACCAACUAUUCGCGACAAAUACAAACAGAAUGCGCCGCUAAGGUGGCCGAUGAGCGUUACUCGAAUAUGUAUAGCGUUUAUGGCAAAGAUUCGGGACUCGAGAUACUCACUUGCGCGGAUAUAAAAGAAAUGACUGGCAUUAAGAUACCAUCGCACAAUGACACAUGGUGGUGUGUUUUGGAAUUUUCUUGUCAGGAGGUGCGCGAAAGCACCGACGAUUUGGUGAUCUUCUUUGCGAGCAGCUCCGAAAUGCAACGCUUUCUGCGGCUACUUGAACAAUUGUGGCAGGCAAAGAACAAUGAUUUAUUCCCUAUAACUGUGUUGGAUGAGGAGGACUUGAUAGCUGAGCAAUGCACUAUGCUUUAUAUGGAUAUAAACAGAGCGUGGGAGCCACUUUUAUCCGCCGCUAUGGGCUAUCCAUUGUGAGCCGUUUAAAGGGAGUGUGCAGACAGUUAAUGAAACAAAGGAAAUAACAGUAUAUAGACGUAUUUUUGCAAGUGAAAUAAGAAGAACGAAAAGUGAUGGUGACUAUUAAUUAAGCAUAAAAAGGCUUUCAAACUCUCAAAGCUUAACUUAAACUUAAUUCAUAUAUGAAAUAUUUGAAUGCAUAUUUAACACAUACACACACAUAUUCAUGGAGAGUAACGAAUACAAGAGGAAAGUUGUUUAACAAGCAAAGCAGGUACAUAGUUUAAGAAAGAAGGGUUGAAAAUUAUUUAGAUAUGAAAGUAUGAAGAAAAUGCUGCUUUUUGUUCGUGAAAAUAUUUAUUUUUUUUAACGUACAUUAUAAAUCAUUGUUUUUUGCAAGGUGCUUAAAAGGUUUUCGUAAGAAAAGCUAUUGAUAUUAUAUUUAUUUACGAAAUGUUUCACUCCUUCGCUCGUUUUGUGCGUAAAUUUUCUCUAAUAUUCUCGCUAAAUUAUUUCUUUAUUUAUUUAGCUAUAUUUCUUGCUGCAAUUUUUGCAUAUCAUUGCAGCUAAGAUAAUUUGUUCAACUCAAAUAUUCAGUAGUAUUGUUGUAAACAACAAAAAACAAAAAUCACACUUGAAUCAUUUCAUUCAACAUCGCCAUUAAAAUUAAGAUAUUAUUUUUAUAGUGAAUUGUGAUAUAUUCAUUUAAGUUUACAUUUGUAACUAUUUUUUGUUAUAAUAUUUACAAAGUAUUGUGAUUAUUUGAAGUAAUCUAAUUUGCGAUCGAAUUAUUCGCCAUUCGUUUGUAAAGUGAAAUCAAAUAUUUUAUAUUUAAUAUAAUUUUUUUUGCAUGAUUUAAGUAGGUUGGUGGGUUGCCCACAAGGAUGACAGAUUAUCAGUUUUGGCUUUCAGCUAUGGUGAAAAAUGGAAUGGAGUGAAUAACUUUGCUGUCACGUCACCAAGCACUCGGCAGCAGAAUUCUGCCCGCUCAUUUCACGCGUGUUCACACACUCGCCCAAUUAGUCGUUGUUCAGACAGCAACAAAACAACAUGAGUGGGGACUCCUUCAGUUUUUUUCGUAUAUCACCAGCACAAUCUCAGUUAUUUCGUAAAAAACAGCUGUAAUGACCGCGCGUACGUCAGCCUAUCAAUUGAUUCUUUCAAAUUCGCUGAGAGCCGGUUAACUGUAUGAUAGUGGACACACCUUCUAAAUUUUGUUCACCAUGGAUUGUCCAUAAUUUGCUACGGUGAUAAUUUCCUUUUUAAGUUCGUAUUAGCUCUGUUAAGAUGAGGCUGUUUGCUGUGUAGUUGUGUUAGUGAAUAUUAAUUCUUCUCAAAUUACUUGCACAUUUAAACAUAAAAAUGUAUUUUUCUAACUUUUGACUACCUUAACUACGUCUGGAAGCAUCGUAGCCUCGUCGUUGAGAUGUUGCAAAGGAGACAUCCACUUAGUGCACUGCGAAUCACUAGUGUCAGGCGACCAGAUGGGCGCAGCGUAAGUCAGAACCGAUCGGCCAAUUAUUUUAAAUGUCCCCGACCACAUAUCUUUGUCUUUUCCCCAAGUGCAACCGGUUAGCGUUUCGAGUAUCUUUUUUGCGGUUUUGGUGGCAAUUCCGGAUGUAUGCGCCGAAAAGGCGAGCAAACUUUUGAAGGUGACCCCCACAAUUUUAGGGAUAUUUAUAGUCGUUAUUGGUGUGUGUCGUCGACUUUCGCCUCUAAUUAACCUCUUUCAUCCAGGUGCUAAGGAGGGCCGCCCUGGAUUUAGUGGGUGAAAGCUUGAGACUCCACACAGUGACAAAGCGAAAGCGAAGGCUGGCGAAAUAAUAGUUCACUUUGGAAGACAAGCCAUCUUUGUCAUCGCCGGAUAUCAUUAUCGAACAAUCGUUAGCGUAGGCAGCUUCGAAAUAUGUAUAAAAGUUGGAAGGCAAGAGUGAAUGAACACCACCCUGCGGCACUACUUACUUUAUCCUCCUUUGUUUUGAUUUUCGGUCUCGAAAAUUACAGUAAUUGUCGACAACACAAGUAGUUCGUGGACCACCUUUUUUUUAGAACCGGCGGCAGGGUCGACUGUUAUAUACUAUCUAACAGCGUGGAAUGGCUGACGGUAUUGAAAGACUUCGACAAUUUCUCCUCUCGCUGGGAGUGGUUUUGGUGAAGCUCACGAUUAGCCUGUGUAUUUAUAGCGGUGAGUGCUGUGGUGGUAUUGAGCAGUCGGCGGAAGCCAUGCUGAUUUGUAGACGGGGUCAGUUUUUUCGUGAAAAGCAGCAGUAGGAAGGCUCAAGUGUUAGUACAGUAAAUCCACCAAGGUAUUCAAAAAUUAAUUUAUACACUUUUAUGAAAUAUAAAAUAAUAUAUACUUUAUUUGCACUUUUUAAAUGUCAUAAUAAUUUAUAUUCACUGAAGCACGUCCUUCACCACUCGAUGCUAAAGUGCGAUAUGAAUGAAAUUUUUUAUUUUUUUAAGUUCUUUGCGUACAAUGACUCAGAAAAGUCAUCACUCUUAAUGUAAUAGUGUAACAGUGUUUGGGCGGAUAGAAAUCCAGGUCGUUCCUUUAAAGUAGAAUCGACUGUCGUGAGAACGAGUUUAAUGUCGUAGUCUCAGAAAAUAUUACCAACUUCUUAGAGUUGCUGGUUCUGGAUUUGACUAGGCACUUUGUUGUAGGAAUUGCAAAUUGUACAUUUUUGGAGAAUACCACUGAAGUGCAAUCCUUGACCUGCAUAUAAAUUCGUGUAAUUUCGCUUGUAUAUAACUGGCUAUUGCGUGGAAUCGCUUAGCGGCCUGCAGUAUUUUUUAUAUAUAAAACUGAGAUUAUUGCAGGGCUGUGCUUUCACGGAUGAUUAAAAAUGAUUGAUAAAUGUACUUCAAACACUAAGCGUUUUAUUCACAAAUCAUCCUUGACUCCAAAUGGAAUGCUGUUAAUAUAGAAUUGAAUUCUUAACAAAUUGAAGUGUGGUAAUUUUGCGAGCUACUGUAUUUCAAUCAAUAAUGCUUUCAUGUAUAAUUUGUUAAAUUUAAAUUUUACACACUUAUGUACUCCACUGUAUUUAGCUAGGCUUGCAGUUAUAUUUGAUGUGUUUUUGCAUCAUUUAUCGCUUUCAUGUUGUGAAUUUUUUUUGCCAAUUAAUUAAUUGUAAGUUCAUUUUUAUUUAAUUCUAAGCUUACAUAUUUUUAUCAGCGUUGUAAGUUGUGCAUUAUUUUGGCAGAUGUGUGAGCGUGCGGCAGCCGUAUAAAAUGCACUUGUAGAAAACCGCACAAAAAAAUAAAUUAGUGAAAUAAAUGAGUAAGAAAUGAAGUGAAUACAAA
Messenger RNA from Anastrepha ludens (Mexican fruit fly), 8580 nucleotides. RefSeq lists its product as uncharacterized. The transcript is spliced from 11 exons. NCBI's taxonomy places the organism in Eukaryota, Metazoa, Arthropoda, Insecta, Diptera, Tephritidae. The coding region runs from base 514 to 5295 and encodes 1593 amino acids. Gene Ontology annotation, cellular component: endosome membrane. Gene Ontology annotation, biological process: regulation of protein localization; positive regulation of membrane tubulation; Golgi organization. Gene Ontology annotation, molecular function: kinesin binding. The record is from RefSeq and is a predicted model, not a curated record.